CUAGGCCACUAGGGCAGCGUGCGGUGCAGACUGCAGGGUGCAGUGCUGCCAGUGCAGUGUGCAGACGGGUGGGGUCUAGGGGAAUGGGAUGGACUAUGGACCGAGCUCAAAUGACGCCAUGCCGGCGCCACCGAGGGCGAAAGCUGUCCAGAUCGUGUGAUUUUGCAUCCCAUCCGCGAGCGCGACACGCGCUGACCUACUCGACGGCCUCCACCUCCGUCUUGAGGCGAAGCGUAGUGCGAAGGACCAACUCUUUCGAAGGGAAAUUAUAUCUCAGGUGCUUAGGAGUCUGCCAUGGCCAGCGAGAAUAAGGUAUUUAGGUUCGAGGAAGUCGCCAAGCACAACGUCACCAAGGACUGCUGGAUCAUCAUCGCCGGCAAGGUGUAUGAUGUCACUCCUUUUAUGGAUGAGCAUCCUGGUGGAGAUGAGGUUUUGCUAGCUGUAACUGGGAAAGAUGCUACAGCUGAUUUUGAAGAUAUUGGCCACAGUGAUUCCGCAAGGGACAUGAUGGAGAAGUACCACAUCGGGCAGAUAGAUGCUUCAACAAUCCCAGCAAAGCGAACUUAUGUGCACCCCCAGCAAGCGCCCAGCCACUCAGACAAGAAUAAUGAUCUCCUCAUCAAGAUCCUGCAGUUCCUUGUGCCCAUUAUGAUCCUGGGCCUUGCAUUUGGUAUACGUCAGUACACCAAAUCAGAGUAGUACUGUUCUUGAAGACUUGCCUUUGGAGUCUGUUUUAUGGUAAUGGUUUGGAUGAGAACAGUUCAGUAAUUGCUUAGUGUAUUUGUCAGGUGGAUGUUAUCUCAUUGGUCAUAUACUAUGUAUUAUGGACAUCCAUGUGUUGCCGAAAUGUGCUCUUUUCCCCAUGAACCGAGGCAUACAAGAUGAAUUCUGACUCUUCCAUGAACCGAGUAGUUGAUACCA
Messenger RNA from Zea mays, 921 nucleotides. RefSeq lists its product as uncharacterized. The transcript has 4 exons. Gene Ontology annotation, molecular function: heme binding. The coding region runs from base 295 to 699 and encodes 134 amino acids. The record is from RefSeq and is a predicted model, not a curated record. Gene Ontology annotation, cellular component: membrane; intracellular membrane-bounded organelle. Lineage: Eukaryota; Viridiplantae; Streptophyta; Magnoliopsida; Poales; Poaceae.